AUGGUUUGUAGAGCCUCGGGGGCGGAGUCGUACGGCAUCAUUCCGGGCUCUCCGUCGCCGACGGGCGCGUCGACGUCGGGACCGCGAGCCGGCGGCAACGUCCUGGCCACCCUGUUGGCGAGCUCGACGACGCCGACGUCGGAGAGCGCCACGGCACGCGGCGCGCCGUCGUCGUGUCCUCCAGGGGGCCAUCGAAGCGGCGCCGCCCUGGCGAGUCCCUACCGGGCCUACACCUCGGCGAGCUCAGCGACCUCCAGAGCGAACCCCUCACCGGACUCGCUGAACGGGAUCCUCUCCUCCCUCAACGUGCGCGUAAAGACGGAGGAGCCCCGCGUAGGCGAGGACAGAUGCACGGUCUCUUCCGUCAACUUUAAUGCCUCCCUGUUGAGCUCGCUGCUCUCGACGUCCAGGAUCUCCUCGACGCCGCACUCGUCCUCGUCGUCGUCGCGGAGUGACGAGGAGACGGCGCGGCAGGUGAAGUCGGAGUACCCGGAGAGGCGGGAGCCGGGGAGGAUCAAGGUAGAGUACCCACUGGACCCGGUGCGCUCGCCUUGCGAUAUCUUGGACGCCUCCGAGGAGGACCUCGUGGCCACGUCGCCGUACAACGUGGUGUCAGCGGCUGCUGGGGGCGGGCGGGGCCUCGGCAAAGGCACCUGCCGCCUGCAGGCCGGGGGUAAGGACUCGCCAGGUGCGGAACUCGUCGUCGAGAUGAAGUACUCCGGCCAGCCGGGUGCGCCCUCCGGACCCCAGCACCUGGGGCCCGCCGGCGUGGAGCCGCCGCACAGCAGCCAGGGCGCCGGCGCGGUCGUGGGCGGCCCCACGGCCGAGGUCGUCGGCGUCGACAGCCUCCUGCUCUCUUCCUGGGGCGCCACCGGCUCCGACUUCAUGGAGACCUCCGACGCCAAGCAGACCGCCGCCGGUCUUCAGGACGCCUGGGACACCAUCCUGCUCGGCUCUUCCGUCGGCGUCGCGACGGCCCAGUCGCUGGCUGAGCUGAAGCCACUGCCACCGUUCACCGGGUACACGGGCCACCUUAGCAUCAACGGCAUCCCCGGGCACCACUACCACACGAUAGCCCACCGGCCGAGUCUGCAGUCCAGCUCCCCGACGCCCUCGUCCAACCAGGAGUUCUACGAGGCGCCCGUCGUCUCAUCCAGCACCCCUUGCCCGGCCCAGGGCAGCGCCCAGAAGCAGCAGAUGCCGCAGUCGACUCAGCAGGUCGACUACGACAUCGAGGACAUCGCCGAGAUCAUCGGCUCUGCCAUCGCCGACACGACGGUCCCGGGUGGCGGCAACGGUCCAGGUUCCGAGAACGACCCCGACGCCUCGCGCGACUGGAUCGACAUCGCCGAGUGGAUCGACACCGCCUGCUCCCCCAAGACCCAGGAGACUUCGUCCCCGGGUCCCUACUCGCAGAUCUACGCUGCCGCCACCAACCCCUCCGCCCAGCAGCAGCAGCAGCAGCAACAACAACAACAGCAGCAGCACAGCUCCACGCUGCAGAGCCUGCUGACGCAGACCUACGCGCCCCUGCUGCAGGCCAGACUGCAGGCCGGGAAUGCCCUGCAGAACGCCUCCUGCGGGGAGACGCCCUCCUCCACGAGUCCCUAUCCUCCCGUCAGCCCGCCCGGCAGGGUCUCCACAUCCUGCAGCCCCGACCACCUCUUGCAUUCCUCCUUUGCCGCCCCGUCGCACCCUAGGAAGCGGUCGAGACCGGCUCCGGGGUCGCAGAACCCCUCGAAGAAGAGCCCCGGCGCUGCCGCAGGACUCCCCUACGGUACCGAGCCCGCUCUAAUCAGCGGCAAGGAGAAGCCCGUCCACCGGUGCUCCAUCUGCAACCGCGGAUUCCUCAACAAGAGCAACAUCAAGGUCCACCUCCGCACCCACACCGGCGAAAAGCCCUUCAGGUGCGAGGUCUGUGGAAAGGCCUUCCGGCAGAAGGCGCACCUCAUCAAGCACCAGCAGAUACACAAGAGGAUCGGCCGGGACUAG
Messenger RNA from Orussus abietinus, 1992 nucleotides. RefSeq names its product transcriptional regulator CRZ2 (gene ich). The transcript has 2 exons. Gene Ontology annotation, molecular function: RNA polymerase II transcription regulatory region sequence-specific DNA binding; DNA-binding transcription factor activity, RNA polymerase II-specific. Bases 1 to 1992 code for a protein of 663 amino acids. Gene Ontology annotation, cellular component: nucleus. Lineage: Eukaryota; Metazoa; Arthropoda; Insecta; Hymenoptera; Orussidae. The record is from RefSeq and is a predicted model, not a curated record. Gene Ontology annotation, biological process: regulation of transcription by RNA polymerase II; embryonic pattern specification; embryonic hindgut morphogenesis.